AUGGAUGAGCAUAAGUUAGGCUACAAGGGAAAUGAUGUUCUCCAAGAGCUUGAAAUACUGACUUUGAAUGCCAAAGCAGCCCAAGAGCUUAUAUUGAGAAAAAUCCUUGAGAAGAAUCAUGUUACUGAAUACUUGAACCAAUUCAUGAAUGGGUCCACAGACAUUUCUGCCUUCAAGAGCCAGGUUCCAGUAGUGACAUAUGAUGUGGUCCAACCGUACAUUGCAAGGAUUGCAGCUGGUGAACCAUCUUCAAUUUUAUGCGGAGAACAAAUUGUAGAGCUGCUCAGAAGCUCUGGAACUUCUCGUGGUGAGCCAAGAUUGAUGCCAUCCAUCUCAGAGGAUCUUUAUCGUCGAACGUACCUGUAUAGUCUCAUCAUGCCUAUCAUGAACAAGUAUAUACGAGGCCUUGGUGAGGGGAAGGCGAUGUAUCUUCUCUUUGUAAAAGCUGAAACAUUGACAAACGCUGGCAUUCCAGUCCGAUCAGUCCUCACUAGCUAUUAUAAGAGCCCUCACUUCUUGCACCGGAAACAUGACCUGUACAACAAGUAUACCGGUCCUGACGAGGUCAUUCUUUGUCCUGACAGCGAGCAAAGCAUGUACUGCCAACUACUUUGUGGACUGGUAGAACGCCAGCAUGUCCUUCGUCUUGGAGCAGUUUUUGCCUCAGCAUUCCUUCGAUCAAUCAGCUUUCUUGAGCAACAUUGGUGUGACCUAGUUAAUGACAUCCGAAUCGGUCAGCUCAGUUCCAACAUCACCAAUUCCACGUGCCGGUUGGCCACACAAAGUUUUCUUGCACUGCCCAACCCUGAGCUAGCUGAUGAAAUUGAGGCGAUAUGCAGCUCUGAGUCAUGGAAGGGAAUUCUUGGCAAGCUCUGGCUUAAUGUUAAGUACAUUGAAGCUGUCCUUACAGGCACGAUGGCACAAUAUAUCCCCAUGCUUGAAUUCUACAGUGAUGGCAAGAUUCCCUUGGUCUGCACCAUGUAUGCUUCCUCAGAGAGCUACUUUGGUGUCAAUCUGAGGCCAUUGUGCAGCCCAGAAGACGUGUCUUACACCAUCCUUCCAAACAUGGCCUACUUUGAAUUCAUACCGUUGGAGGAUGGUCUCAAGUUGAUAGAGGAUGAUGAGGUAGUGGAGAAUGACAAGCUUGUCAGCCUGGUGGAUGUCAAGGUCGGAUGCUACUAUGAGCUUGUUGUCACCACAUUUUCCGGUCUUUACAGGUACAGGGUAGGUGAUGUACUUCAGGUUACAGGCUUCUACAACCGUUCACCACAGUUCAAAUUCGUCUGCCGGAGAAAUGUGAUCCUCACCGUUGAUUCAGACAAGACCAACGAGGAGGAUCUCCACAACAGCGUCACUCGGGCCAAGAAACUCCUGGAGAACCGAAACUACCUCCUCUUGGAGUACACUAGCUGCACCGACACCUCCACUGUCCCUGGCCACUACGUGUUGUUCUGGGAGAUCAAAUCUACCACCUAUGAAGGCGCGGCAACACCGUGCGUCCCUCUCGACGCCCAGCUCCUUGAGAGCUGCUGCAUCGCUGUCGAGGAGGCACUCGACUAUGUCUACAGGCGCUGCAGAGCCCACGACAAGUCGGUAGGGCCGCUGGAGAUCCGGCUGGUUGAAGCUGGCGCCUUUGAUGGUCUAAUGGAUCUGCUGGUCAGCCAGGGCAGCUCCAUUAACCAGUACAAAACUCCGAGAUGCGUCGAGUCCGGUCCUGCGUUGAAGCUGCUCAAUUCCAGGGUCACUGGCUCGUUCUUUAGCCCCCGGGAUCCUGAAUGGACUGUGUAAGCUUUCAGGUUUAGCGAUCUGGUGUGCUAUGCUUCCGAGGUUGUUCCAAGCUCUCUGUUCACUGUAUGCGCUGUGAGGAGGAGCUUUCCCUCGCCUUUCGCUUGGUUUGUGUGGCUUCACUGUUCAGAAGCUC
Messenger RNA from Panicum hallii, 1921 nucleotides. RefSeq names its product probable indole-3-acetic acid-amido synthetase GH3.11. The transcript is spliced from 4 exons. The record is from RefSeq and is a predicted model, not a curated record. Lineage: Eukaryota; Viridiplantae; Streptophyta; Magnoliopsida; Poales; Poaceae. Gene Ontology annotation, molecular function: acid-amino acid ligase activity. Gene Ontology annotation, cellular component: cytoplasm. Bases 1 to 1788 code for a protein of 595 amino acids.